GGAUGAGGUAUCGAAAACCGAUCCAUGGCAACACACUGUGAGACAGAGUGAUGUAAAACUGACCAAACCCGUCUGAUGGGUCCCAUUUGGAAACACAUUCGUCCGGGACGGGAACUCGCUGGACUGUACAGUUAAACGGUCGGCUCCUGAUCGAGACGGAGAGAGAGGAUAAAGGAGGGAGGGCGGCCGUGGAUAUGGGAAAGAUGGUCUUUCAAGAUUAAAGGAGGCUGAUCGCUUUUAAAGGGUCAGCCAGGAUAAGUUGCAGUUGGACAAGCAUGUUAACAGAGUACACGCUACAAAAAAAACUUGCAGGAGCCUGCGGGUGAUUUAAAUCCCACACACACACACACAGACACGCAGAGAGACACACGUUCCAGGAUCCGGCUUGUACUUCGCUCAUCCGACCAGGAAUUCAUUAAAAAAAACUCAAAGCCCAGCGACAGAAAGGAGGAAAUACCUUCCAACGGGGCAUGGGGCAAGUAGAGGGACCAGGUAACACUGAUUAAACCAUGGGUCUACAGAGGGCGAUUUUCUGGACUUUACUGUUUCAUAUCAUCUUGCCUUGUUUUUCAUCAUUGCUUUCAGCUCUGCUAGAACAGUACUGUGAGGCCUUAUCAUCAUUAUAUAAUGUUACAGGUAUUUAUUGUAAUUCAACAACCGAUCAGAUAGGAACUUGCUGGCCGAGGACAAAAGCAGGACAGCUCGUAGCGAGACCUUGCCCCGAGUAUUUCAAUGGGGUUAAAUACAACACCACAAGAAGUGUGUACAGAGAAUGCACUGGAAAUGGAACGUGGGCCUCUAGAAUCAAUUACUCCCACUGUGAGCCCAUCUUAGAGGAGAAGAGAAAAUAUCAACUCCACUACAAGAUCGCACUGAUCAUCAACUAUCUGGGUCAUUGCAUCUCGGUCGGAGCCCUCAUAGUCGCAUUUAUUCUUUUUCUUUGUUUGAGAAGCAUCAGAUGCCUCCGGAACAUCAUUCAUUGGAACUUGAUAACCACGUUCAUACUGAGGAAUGCCAUGUGGUUUCUAUUGCAAAUGAUCGACCACCAGAUUCACGAGAACAAUGAGCCCUGGUGCCGUCUUAUCACAACUAUCUUCAAUUACUUUGUGGUGACUAAUUUCUUCUGGAUGUUUGUCGAGGGCUGCUAUCUCCACACAGCUAUAGUGAUGACCUACUCCACAGAUAAACUGCGCAAAUGGAUAUUUCUGUUCAUUGGAUGGUGCAUACCCUGUCCUAUCAUUGUAGCCUGGGCCAUAGGCAAAUUAUAUUAUGAAAAUGAGCAAUGCUGGUUUGGAAAAGUACCAGGGAAAUAUAUGGACUAUGUCUAUCAGGGACCAGUGAUACUCGUACUGCUGGUUAACUUUGUCUUUCUCUUCAACAUUGUGAGGAUCCUGAUGACUAAGCUGAGGGCAUCGACCACAUCAGAGACAAUGCAGUACAGGAAAGCAGUGAAGGCAACUUUGGUUCUGUUACCCCUUCUUGGCAUCACUUACAUGUUGUUCUUCGUCAAUCCAGGUGAAGAUGACAUCUCACAAAUCGUUUUCAUUUACUUUAAUUCAUUUCUGCAAUCCUUCCAGGGUUUCUUUGUCUCUGUGUUUUACUGUUUCCUGAAUGGUGAGGUGCGUUCUGCUGCAAGGAAGAGAUUACAUCGAUGGCAAGACAAUCAUACUCUUCGAGUUCGAGUUGCCCGGGCUAUGUCAAUACCAACCUCACCCACGAGAAUUAGUUUUCACAGCAUAAAACAGACAACUGGUGUCUGACUCUAGGACACUGAGCAUUCUUUUCUUUGAGUUUUUCACAAUGUUUUCCUUCAAUACUGAGGUGAUUUGUUUAUUUGUGGAUUGCUGUGCACAUUUAAAACAUGCAACGGUGAUCAGGAGGAACCAAGGAUGCAAGGCCCACCACAACAGAAUGAAACUGCUCUUGAGGAGUGGAACAAACUUUAAUUUUCCUUCUAACAUUCAGCAUCAACAUGGAAAAGUAGGAAUUGUGAGUCAGCAGUAAUCUCGAUCAUGUGUAGAACAGAGAUGCUGUUUGCAGCUCUUCCCUAGUGUCAAAGUUUGGCAUGGGGGAAUGUCACAACUUCAAGACAAGACUAAAAGUUGUCUCGGAGCUUUAUUCCAUGGCUUUCAUCUUCUAUCACCGUUCUCUGUACAAAUACCCAAUUUCCUUCUGGAAAACUGUUUUGAAUCGUCAUGUGGGAAUCUAUAGAAUAAGGAGUCAGAAUAUAACAAAUGUUGACUUCCAAUAUUACCAGCAAGACCUUUCAAUGUUCAAAACAUCAGUCUAGCUUGAAAGAAGCUUUGAUGGAAUGAAAGUCUGUUUCAAGCUCCAUGCCUUACAACCAAUUCUAUCUGUGCUGCCUAUCAGGUGUAGUAAACCUCAUACAUACAAAGGGCAUCUAAUCUGUCAAGCGACAUGUAUCCAGCAGUGACAAACAACAGAACUCUGUUUGUUGUCUACGGGGCUAAAACAAUUUUGAGUUAAAUCACUGGUCCAGAAUCAGUAUAGAUUGAAAAUGAAUGGAUCAUUAGGUUCUAUGAAUCAAGAAAGAAGUCCUUAUUCUGCAGUGCUAACUAGAACAUAUCUUGCUCAAACAGUAAAAACAAAGGCAGAUAAUUUCUAAUCUAUUUAAUGAGUUUUAUUUUGCUGAAUAGUCAAAUACUUUGGACCAUGGUUGGUUAAUAAUCAAUUAACCCAAUGGAGUGAAUAUUUGGAAUUGACUUCUUGAUAUUUUUCUAUGCUUCAAAACAUAUGAUUACUCAAUCUUCAGCCCUGGAACAUUCGUUACAUUGGAGAUGGUUAUCUGAAUUGAUCCAUAAUCUGCAAACUUAAUAUUGAAGCCUAACCAGGACUAUCGAACCCUGAUUACCAACAACUUGAAAGAUACACGAAGAGACCACACCAAGGGAAUUACCAACAACAAUGUUAGUGGCAGCUAACAAGAUACAGAAAAAUAAAAGAAUCAUUCUGUUGCUCUGCUGUUCAGCUAUUCACCACUAAGUGAUGCUUAUCAAGACAAUUCACAUCUUAUCUAAACACUUUGUUAUAUGAGCUGUCAUUUCCUAUCUGCAGUUCGCCUUUUGGGUUGAAUUAUCUAAGGCAGUACUGAAGUGUUGAAAGUGGCUUGUUUCAUAUGUAAUGUUAACAAUCAUAACAAUAUUCACAUCAAAAGUCAGGAUACUUAAGUAACAUUCUCUUACAUGUACAGCUAAUUUUCAUGAAGCACGGAUGAAUGUUGGAAGGAUUAACACUGAGUGCACUUUGAUCAUGGCAUGUUCAGGAUGAACAUUAUUCAUCACCCAUCUACACAUCACAUAUUCAGUGAUCGUUGUGUAAAUCGAAGCUAAUGUAAAUAGCUCAGUGCAACUUUUUAGGUUGCAAACAUUCUUAACCUACAUCCAGAUUGUGUUUAAGUUUUGUGGCCUUAUCUCCAAUUCUAACUUUCUUUCAUAGGAUUUCAAACUGCUUCUAAUCAGCCUUCCCUUUCUCCACCAUUCUGCUGGCAAAGUAAAUAGCUGAGGUUUGGAUUCCCUUUUCUUUACUUUGGUUUUCUCAUUAACUGACCAAUAUUAAUCUUACAAUCAACCCAGCAGAAACAAGUCAGUCGUUGUAGGAUCUUGCAAUGUGCAAUGGGGUUUGACUAUACAAAAGGGUCCACAGUUUAAUAGUACAUUAUUGCACCUGAAAUAUUUUGGCAUAACCUGAAAAUGUGUCAAGGAACUGUAGAAAUGUAAGAUCUCAUUUUUCAAUAUGUGGCACAAUUAGCCUUCACCUUGGCUUCUCAAGUAAAGGAAAGCCAAAUCUGUUCAGCUAACCAAAUACCUUACAAAGACAGAAUGUCAAUGUCCCAUGCCUGGGGGUUUGGGGAGGUGUAUGUUUGUUUCUGUGGCGGGAGGGCAGCUUCUGAGAAUGUUAGUCUUGCCCAUCCUUUUCGGAAAUAGGAAAAGGUCAAUGUUUUGCUUGAUGGACCUUGCAUAGUCAUGACCCUUUUCCACACAUGCUAGAAAAACACUGUAGUUAAUGGUGUGCUAUAAAGAUACAAUGAAAGUUUAGAAAAGUCUCAUCUUCACUACUUAAAGUCAUGAAUCUAUUAUGUAGAGUUUAAAGUACAGAAAUAGAUCAUUUAAUCUAACUAGUGCAUACGCUGCUUGUGCUCAACUCAAGUCUCCUCCCAUCUUUUGUCAAUUAUUUCUACCAGUGUAAUCCACUGUUCGCUACUGUCUCAAACCCUUCUCUAGUAUUUCCCCGACUGCAGCUGUACAAUUCGCAUCAACCUCCCUCUCUCUGUGAUAGCAAGUUCUACAUCCUCAUCACUUCCUGAGUAAAGAAGUUUUUCCCAAACUCUUAACUGGAUUUUUAUGUAUCUGCUUUAUUCUGAUGGCCCCUAAUUUUGAUCUUUACCCAAAAUAUUGGAGUCAUAAACCUACGGAUGAAAUAUAAGCCAUGAAAUGUAUUUUUAGCAGCUUAUCAUGAUUUUAUUGAAAUGUCCAUACCAUUUAAUGUUGCCUUGCUGAAUUUUUAAGAGGUUAGAGACAGCAUGUUGUGGAUAAAUGCCACAAAUGACCCUUGGACAUAUUCAUUUUAACCCGAAACUCAGGAAGCGCAGUCCUAUUUGUGUUAAUAUUUUAUAAUUGACAACUUGUGCUCUUUGAACUUCAUGGGAACUAUAGGGCUGUUCUCCAUGCUGAAUAAAGAGAACGAUGAAUCCAAAUCAUCAAAUUCUGUUAGCACCAUAGGACUUUAAUAGGUAAGAAUAACAAGGAAUUAUGGAGCAAAUGAUUAUAUUAAGUUGAAGUGUAGACUAACCACAGUCUAUCAGAAAGACACAAUUGCUUUGGAGGUAGUUUGAGUUCUCUUGGUACAACAACAACAUUUAUUUAUAUAGUUCUUAUGAUAUGCCCAUGGUGCACCAUAGGAUCAUUAUACAUAAACAAAAUAUAGCAUCACAUGUGGAGAUAUUAGAGUAGAUAACAAAAACCUUGGUCAGAAAGGAACAUCUGAAAGAGGUAAAGAAAAGUUCAGAGGCAGCAUUCUUUAGAUUUAAAAAAAUCCAAUGCUUUAAACCCAGGCACCUGAAGCUGUGACCACCAAUUAAACUUGGUGAUGAUUGAGAGGCAAAAAUAGAGGAGAGUAGGCAUCUCAUCGGGUUGUGCAGUUGGAGCAGGUUACAAAGAUAGAGUGUUCAAAGUUAUGGAUGUUUUAAAAUUAGUCGGUUACUUAACCAAGAGAACUAAAUGUCAAUGGGACUUGGCGCAAGUUUGACUUUUGAAUGAUUACAAGUUUACAGAUAGUAAUAACAAAGUCACCAAUGAACAGCAGACAAGCUGAAGCAGGCACAGAGUGGUGGCAUGGAUAUGUGGUCAGACGCUUAUUUAUAGAUCAACUAUCACACUAAUGGAGUGAACAGUCUAUUUCACCCUCAGAUAAUGGCCACGGAAAUGAAGAAAGUCAAUCAAUUUGGGGAGCUAAGUUUGCAAUGAAAAUGACCUGGAUUUUAUCGACUUUCUGCUAAUGGUAGGGGCCACACAAAGUAUGAUAGAUUCUUCGCCCACUGCCUUCCAGCUUACCCUGAACCAAGUAUUUAUGGUACAGUGGGUGGGUAAGGCACCUGCUAGCUCAUCCAUUCUUAGCCCUUUUGAGGUCCUUAACUGCACAUUUAAAGAUGCAAAUAAAGGGUUAUUUCUGCACCUGCCACUGUAAUAUAUUUUGUAGUAGAGGGCAAAUAAAAAUGGGCAGGUCACUUUUUUACCAACACUGGUUGCAGGUGUUGGAGGCAGUCUCUCAAGAUGGUAUUGCCUCUCCCUUUUGUUGCCGACUUCCUGACAUUUACAAUCUUAUUAUCCACCCCUGGCCCCCAACCCUGGUUUGUCCAAUUCCCUCCCUGUCCAAAUGUCCCAGAUUUAUCUGAGACUGGGAUGCAUGAUGCUUUCUUUGUGGAGUUGCUUGCAGUCUUGACAGUGCCCGACACUGAAUUCUGCCUGAAAGAGCUCUCGAGAUGGAUGACCCACUCUGCUGGUUACAGCAACCCACAAGGGCAGUGAUACCACAUGGUGGGACAUUGUUGCUAGUCAGUCAGAUUGCUAACCUCUCUAAUGGAAGAGGUGGCAAGCAAUUCUCAAUUUCCCAACCCCACCUCCCCACCUUCCACUGGAAAAUUCACACCAAUGACAUUUGUACUUUAUUGUUCUCCGUAUUCAAUUGGAGGAAACCUCUGCUUAUCCAGUACUGGAUGUUGCAGAAGCAAUCUGACAAACUAGAUACUGUGAAGGAAUUGUUAGAAGUGGUGAAAGGGAGAGCUCAAUGUCGUCAGUGCACACACGCAAACUGACACUGUGUUCUUAGGUAAUGCGGCUGAAGGUCGGCAUAUCGAUAAGUGGGAAUCCAGUUUUGGAACACAAGAGGUAACAAUACAGGAGUGAGGACACAAACCAUUCUAGGUGAUUCUGCUUAGACAAGAAUGGAACCAGGUGCGAUCAGUCACAUAUGGCUGGACAACAGCGAAAAGAUAAAAUCCAAAAGAACUGUGGAUGCUGUAAGUCAGAAACAAAACCGGAAAUUGCUAGAAAAGUUCAGCAGGUCUGGCAGCAUCUGUGGAGAGAAAUCAGAGUUAAUGUUACAGGUUGAGUGACCCUUCCUCAGAAAUGAAGAGUUGAAUGGUAGAAAGACUGGGGUGGAACAGUGGCUCAAUGGAUAGAACUGUUGCUCACAGUGUCAACGAUCUGGGUUCAGUCCCACCCUUGGGUGACAAUUUAUGUUGAGUUUGCACAUUCUCUCUGUGCCUGAGUGGAUUUCCACUGAGUGCUUUGAUUUCUUCGCACAGUCCAAAGACGUGCAGGUUAAAUGGAUUGGCUAUGUUAAAUUGCCCUUAGUGUCUAGGGAUGUGCAGGGUAGCUGGAUUAAAUAUGGAAAUGCAGGGUUACAAGGGUAGGAUAGGGGUUUGGACUGAGUCUGGGUGGCAUGUCCUUUGGAGAAUCCAUGCAGAUUCGAUUGGACAAAUGGCCUGUGUUCUAUAUUGGAGAAGGAUUAGCUGGUCGAUUUUUUUAUAGGAUGCAAAAAAGGUCCGUUAGAUUACCUUUGUCAUGGUCACAUAAGAGGUUACUAUUGUUUGUAAAUUAUGUUUCUCUGUAAAGGUUAGAAAAGUAUUUAAUUAUAUGGAAUUGAAAUAAUAGUGGCUGUUAUUUGUAAAUGAAAAAUGAAUAGACUCAAAACCAAGGAGAAAAGAUUCAUACAAAUGGUUUGAUUUCAAAUAUAUUUUAAAAUCAGAAUAUCAAAUUAAAUAAUCUUGUGAAAACUUGAAUUGUUUGGUAAUGUCAUAUGAACGUAUGAAUUAGGUUUUUUGACCCUGACCCUUUCCCAUCAAGUUCUGUUUUUGUUCCUGAUUCACAACAUUCACGUUCUUUUGGUUUUCAUUUAUUCUUAUUGUCUGUUUCCUGUUCAGUAACCAAUCUUUUAUCCAUUCCACUACAUUGCUUCUGACUCCCAUGAUUGUUUAUUCCUGCAGUAUCCUCUGACGUGGCACAUUAUCAAACCUCCCUCUGAAUAUCUAAGUACAGUGCAACUAUUGGUUCCCUAUUAUCCAAGGUACAUGUUACUUCUUCAAAGAUUGCCAAAAGAUUGGUUAAAUCAAUCCUGAGAAUGGCAGGACAUAUUAAUCGGAUAGUUAAGAGGCAUUUGUCUUUAUCAGUCAUUGAUUCUAAAAGUAGGGAGGUUAUGUUGGAACUGUACAAAACUUAGGUUAGGCCUUAGCUGGAACCAGGUCUGGUAACUGCACUAUAGGUCACAUCUGAUUGUACUGAAUCGGGUGCAGAGAUGAUUCACCAAAAUAUUGCCUGGGAUGAAGCAUCUUAGCUAUGAAGAGAGGCUGGAUAAACUGAGCUUGUUUUCUUUAGAGCAGAGAAGCCUGAGAGAAGACCUGAUUGAAGUGUAGAAGAUUAUGAGGAGCAUGGGCAGGGUGGAUAGAAAUAGAUGUUCCCCUUAGUUGCAAGAUCAUUAAUGAGGAGAUAUAAUUUUAAGGUAGAAGCUGAGCGGUUUUGAGGGGAUUUGAGGAAGCCUUUAUUCACCCAAAGGGUGGUGGGACUGCACUGCCAGGUACGGUAGCUGAGGCUGGGAAUCUCACAAACUUUAAAAAGUAUGUGGACGAACACUUGAAAUCUCAUAACAUUAGAGGCUAUGGGCCAAUUGCUGGAACUGGUGUAGAUUUAAAGUAGUUUGUUGUCGGUAGAGACUCGAUAGGCUGCAGGCCCACUUCUAUACUGUAAGAUUCUAUCAUUGUAACAUGAUUCCCCUUUCACAAAGCUAUAUUGAUUCUGCGUGAUUACCUCAAAUUUAUCUAAGUGCCCUGUUGUAGAAUCAUACAGUUGGACAGCAUGGCAACUCUUCAGUCCAACUCAUCCACAUUGACCAGAUAUCCUCAAGUAAUCUAGUCCCAUUUGCCGGCAUUUGGCCCAUAUCCCGCGAAACCCUUCCUAUUCAUAGCCACCAUCUAAAUGUUGUUAUCUUACCAACCUCCACCAAUUCCUCUCGCAGCAUCUUCCAUACAUGCACCACCCUCUGCGCGAAAAAGUUACCCCAUAGGUCCCUUUUAAAUCUUUCUCCUCUCACCUUAUACUUGUGUCCUCUAGUUUUGGAAUCCCCUGCCCUGGGGAAAAGAUCUUGUCUAUUUAUUAUAUCCAUUACCCUCAUGACUGUUACACUGCCUUUAAUAAUAAGCCGAAUGCUUUCCAUAUCGCAGAUGAAAGCUUAUUGGCACGUAGCUCCUGCUUUUUAUCUCUUUUUUUCAAUAGAGGAGUGCUGUUAGCCUACUUCCAAUCUCACAGAACUGUUCCCAAAUUAAAGUAUCUCAUCAAUCACUUUUUUGAAGAACUUUAGAUUAAAAACCAUCCAGAUCUAGGGACCUAUUGAAAUGCAGCUCAAACAAUUUCCUAAGUGUUACUUCUCUGUUCAAUAUAAUUUUCUUAAGCUCCUCCCUUUCAAUUUCCAAUUGACAGCUAAUACUGAGAUUUUGCUGGUUUCCUCCAUAGUGACUCAAAAGACCCAUUCAAUU
Molecule: messenger RNA, 9046 nt
Organism: Stegostoma tigrinum
Lineage: Eukaryota; Metazoa; Chordata; Chondrichthyes; Orectolobiformes; Stegostomatidae
Gene: crhr2
Product: corticotropin-releasing factor receptor 2
Exons: 13
Coding region: 510-1760 (416 amino acids)
Biological process (GO): cell surface receptor signaling pathway; long-term synaptic potentiation; adenylate cyclase-modulating G protein-coupled receptor signaling pathway
Cellular component (GO): dendrite; axon terminus; plasma membrane
Molecular function (GO): corticotropin-releasing hormone receptor activity; G protein-coupled peptide receptor activity; corticotrophin-releasing factor receptor activity
Source: RefSeq, a predicted model, not a curated record